Messenger RNA from Eupeodes corollae, 1486 nucleotides. RefSeq names its product lysosomal-associated transmembrane protein 4B. NCBI's taxonomy places the organism in Eukaryota, Metazoa, Arthropoda, Insecta, Diptera, Syrphidae. Gene Ontology annotation, cellular component: lysosomal membrane. The transcript is spliced from 5 exons. The coding region runs from base 198 to 1163 and encodes 321 amino acids. The record is from RefSeq and is a predicted model, not a curated record.
UGAAUUGAAGUUAAAAGCUCAUGAGACGCUUCCAUUUUCAAUAUCAAUAUUUUUAUUUGAGAAGAUUUUGUUCUUGUUUUGUGGAAACGGAGUUCAUAAAAUAUAUUUUGUUCAAAUAAUUAAGAAAGGUGAUUUUUUUCAUAAAAAAGUAAUACGGAUUAAAUAUUUCUAUACUUAUUACUUCAAUUGUGGACAAAAUGCUGAGAAUUCGACUUAAACGAAGUCCUGCAAGAAAAGAAUGGACUUGUUGUUUUGGAUUACAUGUUCAUACUGUAACCAUAAUAAUUGGACUCUGGCAUCUCUUUCUUAAUUGUCUUGCUUUAAGCCUUUUGGCUGUAAUAUGGCACAAUCCACAAAUGGUCGAGGAACUUGAAAACAGCUAUGAUUAUUCCGUUGAUUUAAAUGCCCCAGCGUUGCCAACGCCACUAAGCAAGAUUGAUACACCAAUUGCUUAUCGCGAUCAUUCAUUAAAUUAUCAAAAUUUCGAUAUGGGUGGCUUAGUUUGUCUUUGCAUGAUUACAAUUACACUGAUGAUGAUAUACGGCACAAUUAAGAGCAAACCUUCUCACAUAUUGCCAUUCUUUUGCUUGCAGCUUUUCGAUUUCGCUAUUACAACUCUCACUGCGGCUGGGUAUUUAUGUUAUCUACAAUCGGUACAUAAUCUUGUUGCUAGAAGCCACCGCCUUCCAUGGAGGGAGAAGUUAUUGGAACUUUCACCAAAUGCUUUAGUUUUGCUAGUUGUUAUUGCAUUCGUAAGCAUUGUCUUUAUAAAAGCCUACGCAAUUGGUAUCGUAUGGCGUUGCUAUAAGUACUUGACAUUGCGACAACAUAACAUGCGCUCAUUAAUGCCAUGUGUUAUGCAUGAUGCUGCAGUUAACAUGGUAGCCGAUCAAACUGCUUACACAACUAUUUUACCAAACUAUGAUGAGGCAAUUGCUCAGUACAUGAAACAAGUUCCGCCACCAUCUUAUCAAGUUGCCAUAUCUAACAUAAACGAUGAAAAUAUUCCGCAAAAUAGAACCAACAAUAAUAAUAAUAACUCUCUUGUUAAUGCAGAGACAGCCACUUCGCAAGUUGAGCCACCGCCUUACAACGAAAAUCUUAUCGGUAAUAAUAACUCAGAAGUUCUUUCGGUUUCGUCCACCCCAAAUGUAUCAUCUUGAAGCAAUAAAUUUUAAACAGGGGACCGGAAGAAACCGAAGACGAGAUAUUUUACUUAAAAUUCAAUUUUAAUAAAAUAUAUUAUGUAAGCAUGUUUUAUUAAUUAAUAACUUUUCAUGCGCGAAGGAUGUAGUAAUUAAAAUGGAAAUUUGAUUAUGGCAUACAAAAGAAAGGUGUGCAUCAUUGGUUGUUAUUUUAUAUUAUUGUAAUGGAAAAUAUUUUAGUUUCAGAAUUAGUAUGCUCAAAUUAAAUUAUAAUAUUUAUCAAAAAUGAUAACCAAAUAGUUGGAAUAAUAAAAUAAUAAUGUAAUAUAAAAAAAGUGUCA